Trypanosoma brucei brucei TREU927 is the source of this 1257-nucleotide messenger RNA. RefSeq names its product procyclin-associated gene 2 polypeptide. The transcript has a single exon. The coding region runs from base 1 to 1257 and encodes 418 amino acids. Gene Ontology annotation, biological process: symbiont-mediated evasion of host immune response. NCBI's taxonomy places the organism in Eukaryota, Euglenozoa, Kinetoplastea, Trypanosomatida, Trypanosomatidae. The record is from RefSeq and is a predicted model, not a curated record.
AUGCAGGUAUGUGCUCUAUCUUUUUCUUCUUUAGGUGGCUCUGGGAAAAUGAUAAGGGUCGUAUUCACAAUAGCGGCGGUCGUAGCUGUGGCAAGUGCCGGCGGCCCUGGUGAAAGAGGGGCGCUGAGGUUGGAGGCAAUGCAGGGCGUAUGUGGGGUGAGUAAGGCGUUGAAGGAAAUGUACCAGUAUGUUGUCAAGAAAACAGACGUUUCAGAAGCGAUGUUGGAAGAUGUGGAAAAAAUGGUAAAGCUGGCGAAGUUGAAGGUUGUAAAAGAGAAGGAGACGGGACCCGAAUGCGACAAAAUGGCAUUUUUUCUCAAGUACAUGGUGGGUGGUUUGGAUAGGAUGGUCGGUAUGAUCGCGAGUGUCCGGAAGAAAGGGUUAUCACUAGCAGCAGCGGCGGGGCUGGCAGCGGGGAGGUUGGAUGAGUUCGUUAGUGUUUUCCAGCAACCGAAUAACAGAAACGGGGUUGAAUUUUUUUCUUGCGCUGCGGGUGCACGAGGUGAAGCAGCAACUAAGGCGGAGCUUCACGACUGUUUUCAAGGGGGGAAAACGGCUGUAGAUGCUGCAGAAUUCCUCUCUGUAGAGGAUGUUGAAGAGAAAAAGGGUUCACAAGCGGAGGGCAGAGCAAACCUGGAGGAAGCAAUUAGAAGGCACCUAAAGCUGAGCAAUAACGACCCAAGAUACACGGGAGGGGAGUCACAGGGGUGUCAGCUGGUGCGCGGAAGUUCGGGGGGAGGAUACCUGGGAAACGCGAGCCUCACGACUAACUUGCUUUGGGGCGAUGGAAUCUUUGGAGUAAAGAAAGAUGGAGUUGGCGAAACCGCAUACAUAGGAGAUACGAGGAAUGAGACAUAUAGUUACGAUAUGAUGUGGGAGGAAAAUCCAACAACAAACGUCCCCACACUGAGGGCAGCAAUGGAUGCUUACCGGGCGUUUGAAGAGCAGGUAAGUGAGUACGGCGACAUAUAUAGGAGUCUCACGGAGGAGUGGACAGAAAAAACUAUUGGGAGGAGGGCGGAUGCCAUGAAAAUACUGAAUGGACUAGGAAGUCUUCCAAUUGAAAACGUUUCCGCGCUGAAUAGCCGUACUAAACAGGAUUGGCUCUCGGCAGGUCAGGUAAAGGAUGCCGACAAAGACCUUCUGAUGACGGAGAUUGGGUUGUGUGGAGGGUUGGGGAGGAGGAGCUUCUUCCGAAGAAUGUUCAGAAAGGCGUGGAGGAAGAUAUUUGGCGGAAAUUGGGGAAAGGACGACUAA